GCUCGUGGGCGGGGCUGGCGGAGGGCAGCCGGCUCCGGGGUAUAUAAAGGGCAGGUGCGCGGCCGCAUUGCCUCUCGGGGAUCGGGCUGGCGGCUUUUUCUUUGUCUGCUUCGGCUGAGCGAACGCUGCGUCGUCGCCUUUGAGACCGUAAGGGGAGCACACCUGAAACAGAGAAAAAUGCCAGUCAUCAGAAGUUUGAGUCGCGCUGUCAAGCAAGUGUUACAGAAACCUGGCUGUGGCUGUCAGGUUGCUGUUGUGCCGGUCAGGUGUAUUGGUUUCUCGCCCCGUCAGGUAACUUCAGAUGCCAGCUUCCAUUCAGUAUCAUUUUCAGAAACGGAUCACCCUCGUGUAUUAAUUACAGGGGGACUAGGCCAACUUGGAGUAGGACUUGCUAAGCUCUUGAGAAAACGCUUUGGAAGAAACAACGUGAUCUUGUCUGAUAUUAGAAAGCCCCCUGAUAAUGUCUUCCAUAGUGGUCCUUUCAUCUACUCUGACAUUUUGGACUACAAGAAUCUCCGUGAGAUAGUAGUGAACAACCGGAUCACAUGGCUCUUUCAUUACAGCGCAUUGCUCAGUGCUGUUGGAGAAGCAAAUGUCCCUUUGGCAAGAUCAGUCAACAUCACUGGCUUGCACAACAUUCUCGACAUUGCGGCUGAGCACAGCUUGCGGCUCUUUGUCCCCAGCACAAUUGGAGCUUUUGGACCCACUUCCCCUAGGAACCCGACCCCUGAUCUCUGCGUCCAAAGACCAAGGACAAUCUACGGUGUCUCAAAGGUUCAUGCUGAGCUCAUGGGAGAAUACUACCAUUACAGGUAUGGGCUGGAUUUCCGGUGCUUGAGGUAUCCUGGCAUUAUCUCAGCUGAUUCGCAGCCUGGUGGGGGAACAACUGACUACGCAGUCCAAAUCUUCCAUGAUGCUAUAAAAACUGGCAAGUUCCAGUGCAACCUCAAACCAGACACCCGCCUCCCCAUGAUGUACAUUGAUGACUGCCUGAGAGCUACUCUGGAGAUCAUGGAAGCCCCUGCCGAGUUGCUGAGCAUGAGGACUUACAACAUCAGUGCCAUGAGUUUUACUCCUGAGGAGCUGGCUCAAGAGGUCCAGAAGUAUAUUCCAGAGCUUGAAGUUGUCUACAGUGUGGAUGCUGUCAGGCAGGCCAUUGCUGACAGUUGGCCAAUGAUCUUUGAUGAUAGCAACGCUCGCCAAGAUUGGGGAUGGAAACACGAUUAUGAUCUUCCUGAACUGGUGACCACAAUGUUCAGCUUUCUUGGCUCUGGCCACUCCGUUUCCAGUACAUUAUUCAGGAAAAAUGGGGAAUAAGAAAAUGGAUUUUCCAGGCUGAAACACUGCUAAAAAAAUGGUCAGGUACUAAAUCCUGGGUCUAUUUUAUUUGUAACCCAGCUUUCAGUCCACUGUGGUUCCUCAAGGUGUAGCUAAUAAUAUAACCUUGUCAUUUUUAUAUUCAGCAACAUUACUGGGUGAGAUUCUCAUCAGGUGAUGUGCAUUUUAUUAAACUUGGAUUAAGUUUUUCAGCCGUCCUGCUUUGAAUUUGCCUGUCAGUGUUGGCUUCUAGGGAAUCCCUCUGGGGAUCACUGCCAAUUGAUCCUGUGUGGCUUCUAGCUGCCAUAGGAACAUAGGAAGCUGCCAUAUACUGAGUCAGACCAUUGGUCUAUCUAGCUCAGUAUUGUCUACCCAGACCGGCAGCGGCUUCUCCGAGGUUGCAGGCAGGAAUCUCUCUCAGCUCUAUUUUGGAGAAGCCAGGGAGGGAACUUGGAACCUUCUGCUCUUCCCAGAGCGGCAGCUCCAUCUCCUGAGGGGAAUAUCUUACAGUGCUCACACUUCUGGUCUCCCAUUCAUAUACAACCAGGGUGGACCAUGCUUAGCUAAGGGGACAAGUCUUGCUUGCUACCACAAGACCAGCUUUCAUGUUUUCCAAGUGGAAAUGUUCAUUGUUUCAAGCAACCAUGGCACCUAGGCUUUGUAGCACUGGAAGCUGCCUUGAGCAACAGGGGAAGGCAAUGGCAGUAGAAAGGGAAAAGCUGAAGAUUCUUAAGGCAAACUGGAGGGCCUGAUGGGGCCCUCACUGUGAGGAACAGGACUAUGUGGUGAACGGAUACCCAAGAAGCUCACCACAAGCUUCUCGCAGAUUGCCAACCAGCUGAGCUUUCAUUGCGGUUGAUAUUGGCCAUCAAACUCAAGACAACAUUAGAUCCAUGUGACCUCAUCAAAUAUAGACCAGUGUUAAACUUGUUCUUUUGGAUAAAGUGGCUAAGCCUCCAAAGGCAGGACAGCUCUAGGAAUUUGUGGAUGCUGCAGAUUACUUUGAUCCCUGUCUCUCUGGUUUGGGGACUGAAGUUGAGCUGACCGCUGUGGUGGACAACUUGCAUCAGGGGAAUAUGAGAAUGAUCUUUCUAAUUCUCUAGGAAAUCUCAGCAGUUUUCAGUACCAUCUCUCUGGUAUCCUUCUGGACCACCAGUGUAGGUUGGGUGCUGGAGGCAUUGCACUGCGGUGGCUCCUCUCCUAUCUCUUAGGGAAGCACCUUCAGGUUCUAGGAGACCAUUAUUCCCCAUGGGAAUUGUCCUUUGGAAUACCAUAAGGUUCAGUUUCAUCUCCCAUGCUGCUUUACUUCUACAUGAUGCCUAACUUCUCCUUUUUAUCUGAUCUAAGUAAAGAGUGGGUUGUCUGAACAUGUGCUUGAGGCCAGUAAUGGACUGGAUGUUGCUGAAUGAACAGGGACUUAGUCCAGAUGGGAUGGAGAUAUAAUAGUGAGUGGUCUGCCCAAUCAAGAGACACAUGCAGUGUUCUACCUUUUCUUAUUGUGCAACUUAAAAAACCAAACUUUUUUUUCUUAGAUCUUGAUGUUUGUGUCUUUGCAAUUUCUGACUUAGUGCAUUGCAUUCUCCCAAUGUAGAUGAUUUCUAUCCUCUGGUUUUGUUCUUGCUUAUGGAAAGGCAUUUCUUCCAGCAUCAUAUUCAUUUGUGAAGACCUUAAUGCUGAAGGAUGUCUUCUACAGACCUAACUUAUUAGUAGGUACAGGAUAUGCAUAUUUUCAGUUUUGAUAUACAAUAUGUACCUCUAAAUAUUUAAGCUGAAAUAUUGUCUGGUCUGUCUCUGUGUAUAUUGGCCAUGUCUCCAGACUUUGCCUAUAAUUGCAGCUGUAAGAAGAACUUGAACUUAUGGUCACUACUGAAGCUACCAUGUGAUUCAAAUUAUCAUAUUUGGCCCAAUGGGUCUGCAAAGCUGAUCUCAUAAAGUUUUAGGGUAUCAUUAGCGUAUCUUUAAGCUUCCAAAAGUGACUCCCCCUGCACAAAAUUAACUCCUUGUGUUGAAAACAGCAAUGUCAACUGAGAAGUAUCAUUAUAAAGAGUGUGCUUUUCUAAUUCUAGAAUGCCCUCUCCCAAAAAAAUAUUAGAAGUAAUCAAUAAUGGCUAUUUGAAUAAAAUUCAGAUUGCAAAGA
This is a messenger RNA of Hemicordylus capensis (graceful crag lizard), 3454 nucleotides long. Its product is annotated as L-threonine 3-dehydrogenase, mitochondrial-like. Bases 178 to 1317 code for a protein of 379 amino acids. NCBI's taxonomy places the organism in Eukaryota, Metazoa, Chordata, Lepidosauria, Squamata, Cordylidae. Gene Ontology annotation, molecular function: L-threonine 3-dehydrogenase activity. The transcript is spliced from 10 exons. The record is from RefSeq and is a predicted model, not a curated record. Gene Ontology annotation, biological process: L-threonine catabolic process.